AUGUUGUGUCCGUCCUAUUAUUGAAAGAGAUUUGAGCGCAUUGUUUAGCAAUCAUCCCAGAAGGUGUUUCAAUGUGACAGUUCAGUUAUUGAUUUAAUGAAAUGGCCUAUAUACUUCCUUUUGCUAUAUCGUACUCCACUUAACGAGGCAGAACUUCUGUAACUUUUGGUCCUCGUCUCUUUCUUUCCAGAGGGGAGGAUGCGAUGACGGGAGACAUUAACGACUCCAUUGACUUUGUGCUGCUGAACUUUGCUGAGAUGAAUAAGCUGUGGGUGCGCAUGCAGCACCAGGGCCACAGCCGAGACAGGGAGAAGAGGGAGAAGGAGAGGCAGGAGCUGCGCAUCCUGGUCGGGACCAACCUGGUUCGACUCAGCCAGCUGGAGGGGGUCAACGUGGAAAAGUAUAAACAGGUUUGUGUUUACAUGUCUGCAUAUAUAUAUAUAUAUAUAUAUAUAUAUAUAUAUAUUAUAUAUAUAUAUAUAUAUAUAUACUGCUCAAAAAAAUAAAGGGAACACUUAAACAACACAAUGUAACUCCAAGUCAAUCACACUUCUCUGAAAUCAAACUGUCCACUUAGGAAGCAACACUGAUUGACAAUAAAUUUCACAUGCUGUUGUGCAAAUGGAAUAGACAACAGGUGGAAAUUAUAGGCAAUUAGCAAGACACCCCCAAUAAAGGAAUGGUUCUGCAGGUGGUGACCACAGACCACUUCUCAGUUCCUAUGCUUCCUGGCUGAUGUUUUGGUCACUUUUGAAUGCUGGCGGUGCUUUCACUCUAGUGGUAGCAUGAGACGGAGUCUACAACCCAUAUAAGUGGCUCAGGUAGUGCAGCUCAUCCAGGAUGGCACAUCAAUGCGAGCUGUGGCAAGAAGGUUUGCUGUGUCUGUCAGCGUAGUGUCCAGAGCAUGGAGGCGCUACCAGGAGACAGGCCAGUACAUCAGGAGACGUGGAGGAGGCCGUAGGAGGGCAACAACCCAGCAGCAGGACCGCUACCUCCGCCUUUGCAAGGAGGAGCAGGAGGAGCACUGCCAGAGCCCUGCAAAAUGACCUCCAGCAGGCCACAAAUGUGCAUGUGUCUGCUCAAACGGUCAGAAACAGACUCCAUGAGGGUGGUAUGAGGGCCCGACGUCCACAGGUGGGGGUUGUGCUUACAGCCCAACACCGUGCAGGACGUUUGGCAUUUGCCAGAGAACACCAAGAUUGGCAAAUUCGCCACUGGCGCCCUGUGCUCUUCACAGAUGAAAGCAUGUUCACACUGAGCACAUGUGACAGUCUGGAGACGCUGUGGAGAACGUUCUGCUGCCUGCAACAUCCUCCAGCAUGACCGGUUUGGCGGUGGGUCAGUCAUGAUGUGGGGUGACAUUUCUUUGGGGGGCCGCACAGCCCUCCAUGUGCUCGCCAGAGGUAGCCUGACUGCCAUUAGGUACCGAGAUGAGAUCCUCAGACCCCUUGUGAGACCAUAUGCUGGUGCGGUUGGCCCUGGGUUCCUCCUAAUGCAAGACAAUGCUAGACCUCAUGUGGCUGGAGUGUGUCAGCAGUUCCUGCAAGAGGAAGGCAUUGAUGCUAUGGACUGGCCCGCCCGUUCCCCAGACCUGAAUCCAAUUGAACACAUCUGGGACAUCAUGUCUCGCUCCAUCCACCAACGCCACGUUGCACCACAGACUGUCCAGGAGUUGGCGGAUGCUUUAGUCCAGGUCUGGGAGGAGAUCCCUCAGGAGACCAUCCGCCACCUCAUCAGGAGCAUGCCCAGGCGUUGUAGGGUGGUCAUACAGGCACGUGGAGGCCACACACACUACUGAGCCUCAUUUUGACUUGUUUUAAGGACAUUACAUCAAAGUUGGAUCAGCCUGUAGUGUGGUUUUCCAUUUUAAUUUUGAGGGUGACUCCAAAUCCAGACCUCCAUGAGUUGAUCAAUUUGAUUUCCAUUGAUCAUUUUUUUUGUGAUUUUGUUGUCAGCACAUUCAACUAUGUAAAGAAAAAAGUAUUUAAGAUUAUUUCAUUCAUUCAGAUCUAGGAUGUGUUAUUUUAGUGUUCCCUUUAUUUUUUUGAGCAGUGUAUAUAUAGCUGUACAUUUGCAUGUACUAGAAGUACAGUGGAACGCUUGACAUUAACUCUGAAUGCUAAUGUUCUGAUUAAUCUGAAACUGACGUGAAGACUGUAGUUAAUAUUAAUCAGUAUGUUUUUUUGCCACUCAGAUAUUGGCUUGCAAAUGUAUUCAUGUACUUGAAUUGAGAGCAUCAUGCCAUGCAGAGGAGAAUAGGAGCACAGCAUGCAUAAAGAGAAUAAAGAGCACCUGUAGAAUUACAUAGGGUUUAGCCUUUGUUGUUUGUCUAGCUGAGGGCGUGGAGACUGGAGAAGAUUAUCCAUGUCAAGCUCUGAGAGGGGUUCUUAACCCUGAGCACCUCUUUUGAUGUUUUAUUUCUCGUAUUAUAUCUACUUUACCUUAGAAAUUAUGUUUGGCAAAGAAGGAUUCAACAUCGGAUAAAAUAUUACAUUGAAUAUGUAGUACAACGUGCAGAAAAUAAACAAAUACGUAAGUCCCUUAUAUCUAGAGUGGAUGCCCAUUGUGUUACAUUGUAUUUGGGUUAUUUUUCUCCCCAGAUUGUGCUGUCCGGUGUCCUAGAGCAGGUGGUAAACUGCAGAGAUUCCCUGGCUCAAGAAUAUCUCAUGGAGUGCAUUAUUCAGGUAACUACUGUUCUCAUAUCAACAGCAGCAACUAUGUAUGUCAUGGUGGGUUUCUUUUUCCAGUUUGUCAUUGCGUCAAGGUCUGUAGUAGGAAAUGCAACCCAUUAACUAUUACUGAUUCAUCACAUAGACUGGUCACAUGGUAGAGGAGUCACCCUGCUGUCUCUGGCCUGGCUCUUCUCCUCUUCUAUAACAGGUUUUCCCUGAUGAGUUCCACCUUCAGACACUGAACCUAUUCCUUCGUUCCUGUGCCGACCUGCAUCAGCACGUCAAUGUCAAAAACAUCAUCAUCGCUCUCAUUGAUAGGUGAUGUAAUCUCGGCUACAUAUGAUUUCAGUUCAAUCAGUACACUACAUACAGGAUUGCAAUUUUCCUUGGUAUUGUAUUGAAGCCCACUGACGUGAUUUGUCUUCUCUGUUUUAGACUGGCUUUGUUUGCUCACCGAGAAGAUGGACCUGGAAUCCCUGCUGAAAUCAAACUGUUUGAUAUUUUCUCCCAACAAGUAGCCACAGUUAUACAGGUAAAUGAUGGAGAAAGGAUUUACUCUUUUUUUUCUCCUCUCUUGGUAAUCCAUGUUCCCAUUGAUUUGCUCGUUAGAAAUUCCCCUGCAGAUAUUGUUUUGCUGUAUUGAUAUCUCUCGCUCAAAAGACAAAAUCAGGCACAAAAUCUAGAUCUGGUUUUCCUCUCAGUUUAAGUAAUUCAACUGAAGUAGGCUACAUUAUAUGUUAUUACAUAUUUUGUAUUUAAUGUUUUCCACCCAGUCCCGCCAGGACAUGCCUUCGGAGGAUGUGGUCUCACUACAGGUGUCCCUCAUCAACCUGGCCAUGAAGUGCUACCCUGACCGGGUGGACUAUGUGGACAAGGUGUUGGAGAGCACAGUGGAGAUCUUCAACAAGCUCAACCUGGAGCAGUAAGAGCACUGCCAUGUCCCCAUCUCAAUGUUACAUAGUUGAUCAUCUGGAUAGUUCUGGUCCUCCUUUGUUUGGUAGAGGAAUUCAAUGUGGCAUCAGACCAAAGAUAUACAUGAAUGGAAAUUAAAAUCAAAUGAUAUUAGCUGGGGUUACGUUAAUGCCGAAUUCUGUGUUUUUCACGCAGAAAAAAAGAUAAAACGCAUAAGAAAUAUCUUGCUGCGUUUUGUAAACGCAGAUCUAAAAUGCUUCUUAUUUUAAUUUCUGCUGGUCAUCAGACACAUUUUUUACUUUAGUUGCACUUCUCCACUCUGAUGAGAAUUAAUGAACGUGCAUUCUAGCAGCAGACAGCACUCUAACUGAUGUGUUGCUACCUCUCUCGGUGUAGCCUACUUUUCUAUGGUAAAAUGCAAGACUAACUUCAAGCAAAACAUUAGGAAAUGUAGCUGACUACAUUAUUUCUAUGAUAAACAUUAGAAAUACAGUGGGGGAAAAAAGUAUUUAGUCAGCCACCAAUUGUGCAAGUUCUCCCACUUAAAAAGAUGAGAGAGGCCUGUAAUUUUCAUCAUAGGUACACGUCAACUAUGACAGACAAAUUGAGAAAAGAAAAUCACAUUGUAGGAUUUUUUAUGAAUUUAUUUGCAAAUUAUGGUGGGAAAUAAGUAUUUGGUCACCUACAAACAAGAUUUCUGGCUCUCACAGACCUGUAACUUCUUCUUUAAGAGGCUCCUCUGUCCUCCACUCGUUACCUGUAUUAAUGGCACCUGUUUGAACUUGUUAUCAGUAUAAAAGACACCUGUCCACAACCUCAAACAGUCACACUCCAAACUCCACUAUGGCCAAGACCAAAGAGCUGUCAAAGGACACCAGAAACAAAAUUGUAGACCUGCACCAGGCUGGGAAGACUGAAUCUGCAAUAGGUAAGCAGCUUGGUUUGAAGAAAUCAACUGUGGGAGCAAUUAUUAGGAAAUGGAAGACAUACAAGACCACUGAUAAUCUCCCUCGAUCUGGGGCUCCACGCAAGAUCUCACCCCGUGGGGUCAAAAUGAUCACAAGAACGGUGAGCAAAAAUCCCAGAACCACACGGGGGGACCUAGUGAAUGACCUGCAGAGAGCUGGGACCAAAGUAACAAAGCCUACCAUCAGUAACACACUACGCCGCCAGGGACUCAAAUCCUGCAGUGCGAGACGUGUCCCCCUGCUUAAGCCAGUACAUGUCCAGGCCCGUCUGAAGUUUGCUAGAGUGCAUUUGGAUGAUCCAGAAGAGGAUUGGGAGAAUGUCAUAUGGUCAGAUGAAACCAAAAUAUAACUUUUUGGUAAAAACUCAACUCGUCGUGUUUGGAGGACAAAGAAUGCUGAGUUGCAUCCAAAGAACACCAUACCUACUGUGAAGCAUGGGGGUGGAAACAUCAUGCUUUGGGGCUGUUUUUCUGCAAAGGGACCAGGACGACUGAUCCGUGUAAAGGAAAGAAUGAAUGGGGCCAUGUAUCGUGAGAUUUUGAGUGAAAACCUCCUUCCAUCAGCAAGGGCAUUGAAGAUGAAACGUGGCUGGGUCUUUCAGCAUGACAAUGAUCCCAAACACACCGCCCGGGCAACGAAGGAGUGGCUUCGUAAGAAGCAUUUCAAGGUCCUGGAGUGGCCUAGCCAGUCUCCAGAUCUCAACCCCAUAGAAAAUCUUUGGAGGGAGUUGAAAGUCCGUGUUGCCCAGUGACAGCCCCAAAACAUCACUGCUCUAGAGGAGAUCUGCAUGGAGCAAUGGGCCAAAAUACCAGCAACAGUGUGUGAAAACCUUGUGAAGACUUACAGAAAACAUUUGACCUGUGUCAUUGCCAACAAAGGGUAUAUAACAAAGUAUUGAGAAACUUUUGUUAUUGACCAAAUACUUAUUUUCCACCAUCAUUUGCAAAUAAAUUCAUUAAAAAUCCUACAAUGUGAUUUUCUGGAUUUUUUUCUUCUCAUUUUGUCUGUCAUAGUUGACGUGUACCUAUGAUGAAAAUUACAGGCCUCUCUCAUCUUUUUAAGUGGGAGAACUUGCACAAUUGGUGGCUGACUAAAUACUUUUUUCCCCCACUGUAUAAUGGCCAUGCAUCGUUUUUGCAAAACAUACCUUGCUUUUUCAUGCCAAAUAGUGUUCCACUUCUGUUGUCAUCUGAUGAAAAUGAAGCUAUUUUCUGCCGAAUGUGUUGCACUAAUGUAGUUUCUUUUGAAGGAAAACUAUAGUUGCACACCCCUGAUCACUAUUGAAGCAAAAAAUCACUGUUGACUUACAAUAUAAAUCACAGGUGAAAUGGUGUAAAUUGCAUGUUUUUUGAUGGUCUGCGUUUAGAAAAUGCAGAUUUCUGAACUCUAUGAGUUGAUUAGUUUAUCAUAGCCUAUGCCUAUGAGACCCAGCCUGCUGUGAAGUACUAAAGCUUUCAAAUGUCUACCUAUUCUGUAGUAUCUUGCAUUAAAAGCUUGCUGAACAAACAACCCCUAGACGGUAGAAAAACCUAAUUCUUCAGCAAAGUGCUAGAGUAGGCUACAGCGCUUUGUUCAGCCAUACUUGAGACGGAAUAGUUCACAAAUCUGAAAAGAAAGCCGGUUGCAGAGUACAUUUUCUCAUCAAAGCACUAACGAAUAGAAAUAAUAAAUUAAUAGUGAAAAGUUUAUUAUCCCAAUCUAUGAUCUCAAAUCUCUGUAAGAAGUUUUAGGUAAUGGCUUAAUGAAUUUCCCUUUUUGCUUUAGACCAAAAAUAGAUACAAAUGCAUUUGUUUUGCAGCCAUCAUGUGAUGUUUGGAAGUUAAUAUAUUUUCAUAGAUAGCUGUCAAAGGUAACUGCUGUAGCUACUGCAGUAUUUUCAUUCUCAACUCUAUUGUCUCCCCCCUUUUCAAAGCAUUGCAACCAGUAGCGCGGUCUCGAAAGAGUUGACUAGGCUGCUGAAGAUCCCAGUGGACACCUACAACAACAUUCUGACUGUUCUGCAGCUUAAGCACUUCCCUCCACUCUUCGAGUACUUUGAUUAUGAGUCCCGCAAAAGCAUGAGCUGUUACGUUCUGAGCAACACUCUGGACUACAACACCACCAUUAUAUCCCAGGAGCAGGUCAGUACACACACCAACAUACACACACACAUACACACACACACACACUGAUAUGUGCUACUUACUUAUAUUUUUGCACGUUACACGUUGAGCUGUGUUCUUUUUCAUAAGUGUUUUCUUGUUGUUUGGCUCUUUUUUACCUUACUUUAUCUGUUUAGGUAGGCAUCAACAAAAGGCUCUUUGUAUUGUAUCCUUCCAAGCAGUCUGCCUACUUAUUUUCAUCAACUCUCUUCAAGAUAUUGGCUGUUCAAGUCAUAAUAACCUUUUCUAUUUGGAAAAGGUCAAUGUGAACCAUGAUUCAGAGCUCUUAGUGGGACUCCAGGAGAACAUUGAUUUCCCAGUAAUGCACCAGGAGAACAUAGAUUUUCCAGUAAUGCCAUAAGAGGCCUUUUUAAAAGCCUUUCUCUCAAACGUACCUUUUUGACCAUUAUAUAACUUCAACUCUAUUAUAAUACACUUGCAGUCUGUUUAUUUUUGUUGCUGCUAUUGCCCUCUCGAGUCUGCUCAAGAAGGCUUAUUGAUGUAGCCUCCUGUAGCUCAGUUGGUAGAGCAUGGUGCUUGCAGGGUUGUGGGUUCGAUUCCCACGGGGGGCCAGUAUGAAAAAUGUAUGCACUCACUAACUGUAAGUCGCUCUGGAUAAGAGCAUUUGCUAAAUGACUAAAAUGUAAAAAUACAGUGCCUUCAGAAAGUAUUUACACCCCUUGACUUUUUACACAUUUUGUUAUGUUACAAAGUGGGAUUUUUUUGUUUAUUUAAUUGCAUUUUUUUCAUGUCAAAGUGGAAAAUUCUAUGAUUUUGAAAUUGUUUAAAAAAAUAUAUAUAUAAAUAUAUACACUACCAUUCAAAAGUUUGGGGUCACUUAGAUAUUUCCUUGUUUUCCAUGAAAACAUACAUGAAAUGAGUUUGAAUAGGAAAUAUAACAAAAUGCAUAGGAAAUGUAGUCAUUGACAAGGUUAGAAAUAAUGAUUUUUAAUAGAAAUAAUAAUUGUGUCCUUCAAACUUUGCUUUCGUCAAAGAAUCCUCAAUUUGCAGCAAUUACAGCUUUGCAGACCUUUGGCAUUCUAGUUGUCAAUUUGUUGAGGUAAUCUGAAGAGAUUUCACCCAAUGCUUCCUGAAGCACCUCCCACAAGUUGGAUUGGCUUGAUGGGCACUUCUUACGUACCAUACGGUCAAGCUGCUCCCACAACAGCUCAAUAGGGUUGAGAUCCAGUGACUAUGCUGGCCACUCCAUUAUAGACAGAAUACCAGCUGACUGCUUCUUCCCUAAAUAGUUCUUGCAUAGUUUGGAGCUGUGCUUUGGGUCAUUGUCCUGUUGUAGGAGGAAAUUGGCUCCAAUCAAGCGCCGUCCACAGGGUAUGGCAUGGCGUUGCAAAAUGGAGUGAUAGCCUUCCUUCUCAAGAUCCCUUUUACCCUGUACAAAUCUCCCACUUUACCACCACCAAAGCACCCCCAGACCAUCACAUUGCCUCCACCAUGCUUGACAGAUGGCAUCAAGCACUCCUCCAGCAUCUUUUCAUUUGGUCUGCGUCUCACAAAUGUUCUUCUUUGUGAUCUGAACACCUCAAACUUCGAUUUGUCUGUCCAUGACACUUUUUUCCAAUCUUCCUCUGUCCAGUGUCUGUGUUCUUUUGACCAUCUUAAUCUUUUCUUUUUAUUGGCCAGUCUUUGAUAUGGCUUUUUCUUUGCAACUCUGCCUAGAAGGUCAGCAUCCCGGAGUCGCCUCUUCACUGUUGACGUUGAGACUGGUGUUUUGCGGGUACUAUUUAAUUAAGCUGCCAGUUGAGGACCUGUGAGGCGUCUGUUUCUCAAACUAGACACACUAAUGUAGUUGUCCUCUUGCUCAGUUGUGCACCGGGGCCUCCCACUCCUCUUUUUAUUCUGGUUACAACCAGUUUGCGCUGUUCUGUGAAGGGAGUAGUACACAGCGUUGUACGAGAUCUUCCGUUUUUUGGCAAUUUCUCGCAUGGAAUAGCCUUCAUUUCUCAGAACAAGAAUAGACUGAUGAGUUUCAGAAGAAAGUUCUUUGUUUCUGGUCAUUUUGAGCCUGUAAUCGAACCCACAAUUGCUGAUGCUCCAGAUACUCAACUAGUCUCAAGAAAGCCAGUUUUAUUGCUUCUUUAAUCAGCACAACAGUUUUCAGCUGUGCCAACAUAAUUGCAAAAGGGUUUUCUAAUGAUCAAUUAGCCUUUUAAAAUGAUAAACACGGAUUAACAAACACAACUUGCCAUUGGAACACAAGACUGAUGGUUGCUGAUAAUGGGCCUCUGUAUGCCUAUGUAGAUAUUCCAUUAAAAAUCUGCCGUUUCCAGCUACAAUAGCCAUUUACAACAUUAACAAUGUCUACACUGUAUUUCUGAUCAAUUUGAUGUUAAUUUAAUGGACAAAAAAAUUGCUUUUCUUUCGAAAACAAGGACAUUUCUAAGUGACCCCAAACUUUUGAACGGUAGUGUAUAUAUCUUGAUUAGAAAAGAUGAGAGAGGCCUGUAAUUUUCAUCAUAGGUACACGUCAACUAUGACAGACAAAUUGAGAAUUUUUGCCAGAAAAUCACAUUGUAGGAUUUUUAAUGAAUUUAUUUGCAAAUUAUGGUGGAAAAUAAGUAUUUGGUCACCUACAAACAAGCAAGAUUUCUGUCUCUCACAGACCUGUAACUUCUUCUUUAAGAGGCUCCUCUGUCCUCCACUCGUUACCUGUAUUAAUGGCACCUGUUUGAACUUGUUAUCAGUAUAAAAGACACCUGUCCACAACCUCAAACAGUCACACUCCAAACUCCACUAUGGCCAAGACCAAAGAGCUGUCAAAGGACACCAGAAACAAAAUUGUAGACCUGCACCAGGCUGGGAAGACUGAAUCUGCAAUAGGUAAGCAGCUUGGUUUGAAGAAAUCAACUGUGGGAGCAAUUAUUAGGAAAUGGAAGACAUACAAGACCACUGAUAAUCUCCCUCGAUCUGGGGCUCCACGCAAGAUCUCACCCCGUGGGUCAAAAUGAUCACAAGAACGGUGAGCAAAAAUCCCAGAACCACACGGGGGGACCUAGUGAAUGACCUGCAGAGAGCUGGGACCAAACUAACAAAGCCUACCAUCAGUAACACACUACGCCGCCAGGGACUCAAAUCCUGCCGUGCCAGACGUGUCCCCCUGCUUAAGCAAGUACAUGUCCAGGCCCGUCUGAAGUUUGCUAGAGUGCAUUUGGAUGAUCCAGAAGAGGAUUGGGAGAAUGUCAUAUGGUCAGAUGAAACCAAAAUAGAACUUUUUGGUAAAAACUCAACUCGUCGUGUUUGGAGGACAAAGAAUGCUGAGUUGCAUCCAAAGAACACCAUACCUACUGUGAAGCAUGGGGGUGGAAACAUCAUGCUUUGGGGCUGUUUUUCUGCAAAGGGACCAGGACGACUGAUCCGUGUAAAGGAAAGAAUGAAUGGGGCCAUGUAUCGUGAGAUUUUGAGUGAAAACCUCCUUCCAUCAGCAAGGGCAUUGAAGAUGAAACGUGGCUGGGUCUUUCAGCAUGACAAUGAUCCCAAACACACCGCCCGGGCAACGAAGGAGUGGCUUCGUAAGAAGCAUUUCAAGGUCCUGGAGUGGCCUAGCCAGUCUCCAGAUCUCAACCCCAUAGAAAAUCUUUGGAGGGAGUUGAAAGUCUGUGUUGCCCAGCAACAGCCCCAAAACAUCACUGCUCUAGAGGAGAUCUGCAUGGAGGAAUGGGCCAAAAUACCAGCAACAGUGUGUGAAAACCUUGUGAAGACUUACAGCAAACGUUUGACCUGUGUCAUUGCCAACAAAGGGUAUAUAACAAAGUAUUGAGAAUCUUUUGUUAUUGACCAAAUACUUAUUUUCCACCAUAAUUUGCAAAUAAAUUCAUUAAAAAUCCUACAAUGUGAUUUUCUGGAAAAAUUUUUUCUCAUUUUGUCUGUCAUAGUUGACGUGUACCUAUGAUGAAAAUUACAGGCCUCUCUCAUCUUUUUAAGUGGGAGAUAUUCAACCCCAUGAGUCAAUACAUGUUAGAAUCACCUUUGGCAGCGAUUUACAGCUGUGAGUGUUUUUGGGUAAGUCUCUAAGAGCUUUGCAUACCUGGAUUGAACAAUAUUUGCCCAUUUAUUCUUUUUUAAAUUCUUCAGGUUCUGUCAAGUUGGUUGUUGAUCAUUUGCUAGACAGCCAUUUUCAAGUCUUGCCAUAGAGUUUCAAGACAAUUUGGCAAAACUGUAACUAGGCCACUCUGGAACAUUCAAUGUCUUCUUGGUAAGCAACUCCAGUGUACGCUACUGGACAAAAGUUUUAGAACACCUACUCUUUCAAGGGUUUUUCUUUAUUUGUACUAUUUUCUACAUUGUAGAAUAAUAGUGAAGACAUCAAAACUAUGAAAUAACACAUAUGGAAUUAUGUAGUAACAAAAAAAUUUUUAAACAAUUCAAAAUAUAUUUUAUAUUUGAGAUUCUUCAAAUAGCCACCCUUUGCCUUGAUGACAGCUUUUUAUCCUAAAUAACUCCCUAGUCCUUCCUGAUGACAAGCAUGCCCAUAACAUGAUGCAGCCACCACCAUGCUUGAAAAUAUGAAGAGUGGUACUCAGUGAUGUCUUGUGUUGGAUUUGCCCCAAACAUAACUCUUUGUAUUCAGGACAAAAAGUUAAUUUCUUUGCCACAUUUUAAGCAGUAUUUCUUUAGUGCCUUAUUGCAAACAGGAUGCAUGUUUUGGAAUAUUUUUGUAUUCUGUACAGGCUUCCUUCUUUUCACUCUGUCAUUUAGGUUAGUAUUCUAGAGUAACUACAAUGUUGUUGAUCCAUCCUCAGCUUUCUCCUAUCACAGCCAUUAAACUGUUUUAAAAUUAACCUCAUGGUGAAAUCCCUGAGCGUUUUCCUUCCUUUCCGGCAACUGCGUUAAGGAGGACGCCUGUAUCUUUGUAGUGACUGGGUGUAUUGAUACACUAUCCAAAGUGUAAUUGAUAACUUCACUAUGCUCAAAGGGAUAUUCAAUGUCUGCUUUUUUUUUAAACUUUCAUUCCAUGCAACUUGUUAAGCACAUUUUUACUCCUGUACUAAUUUAGGCUUGACACAACAAAGGAAUUGAAUACUUAUUGACUCAAGACAUUUAAGAUUUAAAGCAAAAGUCCACUUUUACAUUAUGGGGUAUUGUGUGUGUAGGCCAGUGACACAAUCUCAAUUUGAUCACAUUUUAUUUCAGGCUUUAACAACAAUAUGUGGAAAAAGUCAAGGGGUGUGAGUACUUUCUGAAAGCACUGUAAAUAUCUCACUGCUGAAGCAACGCUUUCUCUCUCCCUCAAGGUGGAUGCCAUCCUGACCCUGGUGUCGACACUGAUCCAGGACCAGCCAGACCAGCCCGCUGAAGACCCAGACCCAGAGGACUUUGCUGAGGAGCAGAGCCUUGUGGGUCGCUUCAUCCAUCUGCUGCUUUCCGACGACCCUGACCAACAGUAUCUGGUAAGCUUUGCUUCUCAUACAGUUGAAUUCCGUCACAGUAUCCAUGUGUUUUCAGGAGAUGUGUUUUAUGGCAUAUGUUAAUGGAGGUCUCCGUCAUGUUCUUCAGAUCCUGAAUACAGCCAGGAAGCACUUUGGUGCUGGGGGGAACCAGAGGAUUCGCUACACUCUUCCACCGCUUGUGUUUGCUGCCUAUCAGCUGGCUUUCCGCUACAAAGAGAACUCUUCAUCAGUACGUCACGUAACCCUUCCCCUAACUAUACUGAACAAAUAUAUAAACGCAACAUGUAAAGUGUUGGUCCCAUGUUUCAUUAGCUGAAAUAUAAGAUCCCAGAAAUGUUCCAUACACACAAAAAGCUUAUUUAUCUCAAAUGUUGUGCACUAAUUUGUUUACAUGCCUGUUAGUGAGCAUUUCUCCUUUGCCAAGAUAAUCCAUCCACCUGACAGGUAUGAGAUAUAAAGAAGCUGAUUAAACAGCAUGAUCACUACACAGGUGCACCUUGUGCUGGGGACAAUAAAAUGCCACUCUAAAAUGUGCAGUUUUGUCACACAACACAAUGCCACAGAUGUUUCAAGUUUUGAAGGCGCGUGCAAUUGGCAUGCUGACUGCAGGAAUGUCCAACAGAGCUGUUGCCAGAGAAUUGAAUGUUCAGUUCUCUACCAUAAGCCGCCUCCAACGUCGUUUUAGAGAAUUUGGCAGUACAUCCAACCGGCCUCACAAGCGCAGACCACGUGUAACCACGCCAGCCCAGGACCACCACAUCCGGCUUCUUCACCUGCGGGAUCGUCUGAAGAGGGGGUGCUGAGAAGUAUUUCUGUCUAAGAAAGCCUUUUUGUGGGGAAAAACUCAUUCUGAUUGGCUGGGCCUGGCUCCCCAGUGGGUGGACCUGGCUCCCAAGUGGGUGGGCCUACGCCCUCCCAGGCCCACCAAUGGCUGGGCACCCUGCCCAGUCAUGUGAAAUCCAUAGAUUAGGGGCUAAUUAAUUUAUUUCAAUUGACAGAUUUCCUUCUAUGAAGUGUAACUCAGUAAAAUCUUUGAAAUUGUUGCAUGUUGCGUUUAUAUUUUUGUUCAUUAUACAUAUAGUUUUGUUACAAAGUUAGGAAGAGGAUGAUUUAUGAUAAACAGGAAGGUGGAUUUUAACUGUUUAUUCUUUGUUGAACACGUCCCACAGGAUGAUAAAUGGGAGAAGAAGUGCCAGAAGAUCUUCUCGUUUGCCCACCAAACCAUCAGUGCUCUGAUCAAGGCUGAGCUGGCUGAGCUGCCCCUCAGACUCUUCCUACAGGGGGCGCUGGCCGCAGGAGAGAUUGGCUUCGAGAACCACGAGACUGUGGCCUACGAGUUCAUGUCACAGGUACAGGGAACAAAAUGGGUUGAGAAUGUGAAAUAUUGGAAAGAGGGAGGGAGAGGGGUCACUGCCCCUCUUCGCCUUAGGUUUACUUGUGCCCUGUGUUGGCAGCAUUGAUCCAUUUCACAGUCAGAUUUCACAGUCAGGAAUACAACUGUCCCCCCCCCCCCCCCCCCCCAGGCCUUCUCCCUGUAUGAGGAUGAGAUCAGCGACUCCAAGGCUCAGCUAGCAGCCAUCACGCUGAUCAUCGGCACAUUUGAGAGAACGAAAUGCUUCAGCGAGGAGAACCACGAGCCUCUGAGGACACAGUGUGCACUCGCCGCCUCCAAACUGCUCAAGAAGCCAGACCAGUGUCGGGCCGUCAGCAUCUGUGCACACCUCUUCUGGUCCGGACGCAACACUGAAAAGAAUGGAGAGGAGGUGGGGGUUGUGAUCACAAAGAGGAUAAAUAUAUAAUUAUUGUGUAAAAUACAGUGCAGUACUAAAGAGGAUGGUGUCACCAUAGCAACAGGACAUGCAGUCUUGAGACUGAUUGCCUUGCUUUGUCUUCUGUUCUGAAAGAAAUCCCCAUAUGACAAGCAGGGUUGUAAUUCUAAGGUUCCUUGUGUAUAAUGAUAUACAUAAUCAGAGUAUUGAAGCGUGGGAAAUGCAGUAAGAGGUUCUCUUUGUUCUAUGAUUGGCUGCUGCUUAAGUGAUAACGAACACAUAACACUUAUAUUCUGAGUUUCAACUUCCUCUUUCUUCAUUACAGGUGAAUGCGUGGUAGAAGAGUUUUACACCUCAACUGUGUCUCUGUCCUCAGAUUCGUGACGGGAAAAGGGUGAUGGAGUGCUUAAAGAAGGCCCUGAAAAUUGCCAACCAGUGCAUGGACCCGUCAUUGCAAGUGCAGCUCUUCAUUGAGAUCCUGAACAGAUACGUCUGUUUCUACGAAAGAGAGAAUGAUGCGGUAUGUGCAUAUUUCUUCCCUCUUGUCCUCCUCGUCUGUACUACCACUCAUUCCUGACACGCCUUUUCAGAACCAGGCCUGCAUAAUGAAAUCCUGACAUAUUUUCAAUGCACUUCAAGUGCAGACGGUCACAUUGAGCUGCCUGGAGAGAAGCCAUCCAAUCUCCCCUGUUCUCUGAGUUUAUUGGAACCGUGUUGGGACUUGCUAGGACACCAAGGGGACGCCCACUCUUGGGUGGUUAUUUACCAGCGCAGCAAGGAGGGAAGGACAGGAGACAGGCUACAGCUCACCCACCCACUCUCCCCAGACAUACACCCCAUAUGCCGCUUAACAGCUAGACAGGGUACUAGGCCUCCAGGGACUGAGAACGGGCUCCAUAGUCAGGACAAUUUGAGACACUGACAUAAUUUCUUCCCCUAAAUCAUUAUAGAACUUUUGUCUUAUAACUUAGUAUAUUUCUGCAUAUCUAGGUAAUACAUUGUUCUUUUUUUUCUCACCUAUUUCAACCCAUUUUGAAAUUAUUAUUUAAAAUCAUUAAAUGUCUUGAUCCCCUGUAGGUGACGGUCCAGGUUCUGAACCAGCUGAUCCAGAAGAUCAGAGAGGACCUGCCAAACCUGGAGGCCAGCGAGGAGACGGAGCAGAUCAACAAACACUUCCACAACACACUGGAGCACCUGCGUCUGCAGAGAGAGUCGCCGGAGGCCGAGGGGCCUGCUUAUGAGGGCCUGGUGCUGUAGGGCUCGCUACACUUAUAAAUAUAUAUAUAUAUUUACACACACAGACACAUGUACACUCACACCAGGGUAUUCCAUCCAGUGGGAAAAAUAUGCCAACCCCACCAACAACACCUGCCUUCCAUCUCGCUCUUUCUUUCUAUCCUUUUCUUCUCUCACUCUUUCCUUCUAUCAUCCCCCUUUAUUUCAUGUUACCUUUUUUAGCAUAAGGUGUUGCAUUUAAAGGUGUUGCUUUUGAGAAUACAUGGUGUACAGGCUGCACUUUGCCUUGCACUUCCUGCGUGUUGUCAGUCCUUCAUAUUUGACCAUUCCUGUUGUCCAUCGUCAUCCUCAGAAGGCGAAGAUCUAGCCAUUUAAAAGCUUAAAGUUUAAACUUUGACCCCUACUCAUAUCUGUCUGUGCGUCCUCAUGAUUUAAUGGUCAUGCAGAAUAAUUAAAUAAUGCCUGUCAUUACUAGGUCGUACUGGGGAGAGUUAUCCCAUUGACCUUACGCUGUGACCCAACAACCCCUUCUCCACGGACUAACACCUGGGCAGUCGGCUGUAGAUUUUUCUUUGCCCUCCUCUCUCUCUCUCUCCUCAACGGCUUCACUCAUUUAGCUUGAGCUUUUUUUAUUUCUGGUUGCAGCCUUACUUCUGUGGCUGACAGCCAUUUGUAGAGAGUUAAGCGGCGUGUGUUGGUGCAUGCUUUUACAUAGACCUGCUCUGGAUAUCGCGAUGAGUGGUAGGAGGAACUGAUGUGUAUGAUACCCCUUUGUCACUGGAGCUACUACAGUGGCAACUAACCUUAAUUUCUUAGAUGUCCACAUUGAUUAAAAGAUCUCUGUUGGGGGUGGGUUCUAUUAAUCUUGUCUUCUGGAUUUUGAACCCUGUGUAUUGUAUGUUUAACCUACUUGUAAAUCAGCAAAAACAGAAUAAAUAUCAUGUCAUUUGCACAAAUAAACAAAUUGAUAUUAACCCUACA
This is a messenger RNA of Coregonus sp. 'balchen', 16084 nucleotides long. NCBI's taxonomy places the organism in Eukaryota, Metazoa, Chordata, Actinopteri, Salmoniformes, Salmonidae. The record is from the annotation of a GenBank genome assembly.